AGACCGCCUCUACUCCGGACAGCGAAAUGCUCACCAGGCGCCCGCACGGGUCAACCAGAAUGCCCAGAAGUUCAAGGAAAAGAAAUAUCACAGCGAUAACUUUAUUGCUGUUCGGAACUCUUAUUUUGGUCAUUUGUCUCUGUGAAGAUUUUAUUGACCCGCACAUCUUCAGCUUCCAAAUAGAUGUGAGAAAAGAUGACAGUCAAACAAAGCCACCCAUGAAAGUCAACUCCUAUGUAUACUCCUGGCCAAGAUGUCAACAAAAUAUGUCUGCUGCCAACGUCAACGGCUUCAGCUCUCUUCCUGAUGGUGUAAAAGACUUUCUGUACUAUCAACACUGUCGCCAUUUCCCCAUGUUACUGGACCUUCCUGACAAAUGUGGAGGAGCGGAUAAGUCAGCAGAAGUCUUCCUUCUACUGGUCAUUAAAAGCUCCCCUGUGAACUACGAACGCCGAGAGGUGCUGCGCAAAACCUGGGCUAAAGACAGGUUAUACAAUGGCGUGUGGAUCCGGAGGAUCUUCAUCUCAGGAACGAUGGAUUCUGGUUUUGAGAAAGAAAGACUGAACAAACUACUUGAACUGGAGCAGCAUGAGCACAAUGACAUCCUACAAUGGGACUUUCAUGACACGUUCUUCAACCUCACCCUGAAGCAGAUACUCUUCCUAGAAUGGAUGGAAAGAAACUGUCCGAACGCUCGCUUCCUGCUAAACGGUGAUGAUGACGUUUUUGCCAACACAGACAACAUGGUCACGUAUCUCCAAAGCCUCAAGGACAACGAUGGAAGCAAACACCUCUUUGCCGGCCAUUUGAUCCAGAAUCAGGGGCCUGUUCGUUGGGCAGGGAGCAAGUACUAUGUCCCAGUUCAGGUGCAGAAGUCAGAUUCAUACCCCCCCUACUGUGGUGGUGGGGGCUUCCUCCUGUCUGGCUAUACAGCUUUUGUUAUAUACAAUAUGUCCCAGUCCAUUCCCAUUCAUCCCAUAGAUGAUGUUUACAUGGGGAUGUGUCUGGCCAAAGCAGGACUAAGUCCUGUUUCCCAUUUGGGUGUGAGGACACUGGGAUGGCACAUUCCCUCCAGCAAAGUAGAUGGAUAUGAUCCUUGUUUUUAUAAAGAAGUUCUACUGGUACACAGAUUCCUUCCAGCUCAGAUGUAUCUUGUGUGGCACAGAAUACAUGACCGCAAUCUGAAAUGUGGUGGCUCAAUGAUUUCAAACUGUAAUUUCUAGGUGGUAAAAGAGCAUGUUGGCACUUUGCUUCCUGCACACGCUCUUAGGUUGUGAGAGCAGACAUGACCUUUAUUCUAUCAUGUGACUCCGUGGGUGGACUUUUCCUGUAAUGAUGAAUUGGGAAAGUGUGUGUUGUGUGUCUGUAUAACAGCUGUCAGCUUGGUGUUGUGUCAUUGUUGUGAAUAGGGCUGGGUAUUGAUCUGCAAUUCUCUCUGACUUUGGACUGAAUCAUGGCCCCCCACACUGUCCCAAAAACUGUCAACUACCAAAAUUGGAACUAAAUACUUCUUACUCAUGUUUGCUUAUUUAUGAGAUACUUUUAUGCUUUAAAUUAUAAUUUGUUAAUUUUUAUACUGUAUUGAGGAAAAAAGAGCACCCUUAUACAGAAUAGAUUCUCCCAAAAAGAUUUAUUGACUACAAUUACGGUGAAUGAUGUAUUUUUUUAUUAAACUCGAUUAUAGAGCAGUCAUUGGUCCUCUAUCUGUGUAAAUAGAUCUAUCCCAAUUGUCAUAAUUGUACUCAAUGAAUCAUCUUUUCUAAGGCAUCUAUACAGUGAAUGUGCACGUGCACUGAACAAUAGGUGUGGAGUGCUUAUUACAGUAUGAAUAUACAGUAGUUUGCAUUAGUGCUUGGGAACAAAAACAUCAGACUAAACUGUAGCUAUACUAUAGUUUUGUGUGUGUUUUAAAAAUUCUUUUGAGAAAAAUUAUGCAGUUUUGGGAUCAAAUUUAGGAACCGUCUGAUAAUCAACACUGAUGAGAGAUAAGAACCUAAACCAACUCUCAUGUCCUUCCAUAUCAUAAUAUAAGGAAGAACUAAGAAGCUCAGUACAUAUGAUUUCACUCACAAAAUCAUUUAUUGGACAACACCCAGUAUAAACAACAAUGUGGCAAGCUAUCCAUGUUGUUUUUUUUCUGUUUUUUUUCUUUUCUUUGUUUCUUACCACUGUUUGUUUUAAAAGGCACGCAUGGGUAAUUCAGGCUGAGAUUUUUUUUUUUUUUACAGGGAAAAGUUACAGGGAAGGACGUGGGCUGUAAUUUAUAACAUUAUUUAAAUGUUGAGACUGUAAUUUGCAGAAUGUAAUCUUGGGUGUUCUUGAAACUGACCAUCCUGAAGCUCUUUUACAGAGGAUAGGCCGUCAAAAAGUCCAUUGGAGGAGUCUCCCUAAUGAAUUAAAGAGCUAAAAAGACAAGAGAAGUGACAUGCUGGAGGGGGAUUUUCCACAAUCUUGUAACCCAAGAGUUGGUCUUGUUAAUGAUUUAUAACUGAUCUAUAAAGCAUCAGUAAGUGAUGCAUCAACCAUUAUUAAGUCUGUUAAUUACAGAUUAUAAACCUUUCAUAAAUGGUGAGGAGAAAAUUGUCUUGGAAUAAAAGAACGAAAAAGUUGUAAAACAUGCUUGAUGAAUAAAAUCUCGAUAAAACACAUAUUUGCAGAUGGGACCUUAAAUAAAAAUAAACUCCAACACAGUACUCACAAACAUGACAGAGUCUACAACCGUGCUAGCAGCUCUGUGAGGCUAUAUACACUAAUGUCAUCUGGUCACGAUUACAGCAGGUAAGCAGGUAUGUUUUACUGUCACAGUUCAUUCAUUCAUUCAUUCCCUAAUCAGCUUGUUCCUUGUAUACAUACCGGGCCCCUGUACACUAAUUUCCUGCCAGACUGUCUAUUGUUCUUCCUCACCGAAGCUUUCCAGCAGUCUAACCUGUUUUUGCCUGUUUCUGUUUCUGUCAGCCUGUUUUUGGCCUUUUUUUUUUAGUUGCCUUUUGUAUGCUCCUCUUGCCUUUUUAGAUGAUCUAAAUCAUUUUGCAUUUUUAUAUUAUUUUUAGAUUAUCUCCCUUCCUGUUACCAACCCUGUCUGCACCCUGACUACGCCUCCUGUUUGCUUGCCUUGCCUGCUGAUGCCUGUCGAGCCUUAA
Messenger RNA from Xiphias gladius (swordfish), 3140 nucleotides. RefSeq names its product N-acetyllactosaminide beta-1,3-N-acetylglucosaminyltransferase 3-like. Gene Ontology annotation, molecular function: hexosyltransferase activity. NCBI's taxonomy places the organism in Eukaryota, Metazoa, Chordata, Actinopteri, Istiophoriformes, Xiphiidae. The record is from RefSeq and is a predicted model, not a curated record. Gene Ontology annotation, cellular component: membrane. The coding region runs from base 27 to 1223 and encodes 398 amino acids. The transcript has 2 exons.